Messenger RNA from Melozone crissalis (California towhee), 1143 nucleotides. RefSeq names its product CKLF like MARVEL transmembrane domain containing 4 (gene CMTM4). Gene Ontology annotation, cellular component: membrane. The record is from RefSeq and is a predicted model, not a curated record. Lineage: Eukaryota; Metazoa; Chordata; Aves; Passeriformes; Passerellidae. Bases 3 to 635 code for a protein of 210 amino acids. The transcript is spliced from 4 exons.
CCAUGAGGAACGGCGAUGACCUGGAAGGCUUCGACGGCGAGGCGUCCAGCGCCUCCAUGAUCUCGGCGGCCAGCAGCCCCUACCAGCCCACCACGGAGCCCGUCAGCCAGCGCCGCGGGCUGGGCGGCCUGCGCUGCGACCUGGACUACCUGCGGGGCACCUUGGGCAGGCUGAAGCUGGCCGAGGUGCUUUUGGCGCUGACGGCGUUCAUCUGCAUAGAGACCAUCAUGGAAUGCUCCCCCUGCGAGGGCCUUUAUUUCUUUGAGUUCGUCAGCUGCAGUGCUCUCGUGGUCACCGGCGCUCUCCUGAUUUUGUUCAGUCUCAGCCUCCACACAAGAAUACCCCAGAUCAACUGGAAUCUCACUGAUCUGGUCAACACUGGACUCAGCACUUUCUUCUUUUUCAUUGCCUCUGUAGUACUGGCUGCUUUAAACCAUAAAACUGGAGCAGAAAUUGCUGCUGUGGUGUUCGGGUUCCUGGCCACGCUGGUGUUCGCGGUGAACGCAGCCGUGGCGGUGCAGCGCUGGCGGCUGGGCCGGCGGCAGCAGAGCCGCCAGAGCAGCGAGUACGUGCGCGCCCGCAGCGAGUCCCGCGAGGUGGUGCACCGGCCCGAGAUCCAGCGCCUGGACGCCUGAGGGCCGCCCCAAGGGAAAAACAGCGCCCAGCUCCCUCAUGGAACAAGGCUUUGGCUUUAUUCGAGCAGGAAAAGGUGCUUCGAGGCUGGCGAGGAUGCCCAGCCCUGCACGCGUGCAGAGAUGUGUUGAGCCAGAAGCUGCUGUCAUGGAGGCAGAAAAUGGUGGUGGUUCCAAAGGAAGAUCCCCUCAAGGCCUCGGCAUAGACAUGGGCAUAUAUUAUAUAGCUCGCAGAAUAUAUAAUGUAUGUCUGUUCUGAAGUGUGUCACUGCUUUGGAUUACGUGCACAGAGUUCCCUUCCCUCUCUGGAGAUGCCCUGCUCCUGCAGCUGCCCCGGGGACGGAGCAGCACUGCCCGGCUGCUGAGGGAGGAGAUGGAGCCCCCAGAUGUGCCAAGGAGCCAGGGGCACUCAGCAAUAACUCAGCCAGCGGGGCCUGUCCGUCCCAAACUGUGUCUGUCUGUCUGUCUGUCUGUCCUCCUGCCCUGAGCCCUGCCCAGCUGCCUGCCUGCU